Molecule: messenger RNA, 1632 nt
Organism: Empidonax traillii (willow flycatcher)
Lineage: Eukaryota; Metazoa; Chordata; Aves; Passeriformes; Tyrannidae
Gene: PIGB
Product: phosphatidylinositol glycan anchor biosynthesis class B
Exons: 10
Coding region: 250-1524 (424 amino acids)
Biological process (GO): GPI anchor biosynthetic process
Cellular component (GO): endoplasmic reticulum membrane
Molecular function (GO): alpha-1,2-mannosyltransferase activity
Source: RefSeq, a predicted model, not a curated record
UGCGGGCUCGGGGACAGGUUUCUGCGGCAGUAAAGUGUUGGCUUGACCAGUACUAAAUACCCCAAGGCUUUUGGCCCGCAAGGAAAUGACCGGGACAGCUCGAGUGAAGCUUUUCGUUUCAGUUGUUCGUGAUCCUUAAUAUUCAUAAUUAUGGUCACCUGACUUGGGAAUGGGCAAAUAGCUUAAGGGGCUACUCGUAUCCACUGAUCUUUGCCAGCAUCUACAAAGCGUUACAGCUGCUGGGCAAGGAUGAUGUUCAGCUGCUGGCUUGCUCAGGCAGUGCUGGCUGCUUUUGCUGAUGUGAAGCUUUACUCCUUAGUGCAACACCUUGAAAAUGCAGAAACAGCAAAGUGCGUGUUCUUCUGCCAGCUGUGUUCCUGGUUUACAUGGUAUUCCUGUACCAGAACUCUCACAAACACCAUGGAAACUAUUCUUACCAUUUUUGCUCUUUCAUACUAUCCGAUAAAAGGUUCCAAGAUGGGUAACAGUUGCAAAUAUUUAGCUUUGGUAGCACUUGCAAUUGUUAUUCGUCCAACUGCUGUUAUCCUGUGGAUGCCUUUGGUCUUCAGCCAUUUUUUGCAAGAACAGAGGAAAGCAGACCUUAUCCUACAAAACUGCAUUCCAGUUGGAUUGGUCACAGUAGGAACCUCUUUAAUAAUUGAUCGUGUGUUUUUUGGUGAGUGGGUACUGGUUCAGCUGAACUUCUUGAAAUUCAACGUGCUGCAGAAUUUGGGAACAUUUUAUGGAUCUCACCCUUGGCACUGGUACUUCACUCAGGGACUCCCAGUCAUCCUGGGUGCCCACCUGCCUUUCUUUAUUCAUGGCUGUGUGCUGGCACCAAAACGAUACCGCAUCUUCCUCGUGGCUGUGAUCUGGACACUGGUGGUGUACAGCACACUGAGCCACAAGGAGUUCAGGUUCAUCUAUCCAGUACUGCCAUUCUGCAUGUUUUUUUGUGGAUAUUCUUUGAAACACCUGAAAGCAUGGAAGAAAUCUGCAGCAAGUUUCCUGCUCUUAUCCAAUCUCCUCCCAGCCCUGUAUACAGGCUUGAUUCACCAGCGAGGCGCUCUGGAUGUUAUGAGUCACAUACAGCAGCUCUGUCACAACUCAGACCAGUCACAAGCCUUUGUCUUCAUCAUGAUGCCAUGCCACUCUACUCCAUUUUACAGUCAUGUUCACUGUCCUCUAAAAAUGAGAUUCCUUCAGUGUCCCCCAGACCUAACGGGCAGUGAGAACUACACUGAUGAAGCAGAUGUGUUUUACUCUGAUCCACUUGGCUGGCUCAAUAAGGAGUUUUACAAUGACACAUUAUUACCCAGUCACUUGAUCCUCUUCAAUGUGCUAGAACAGGAAGUAACACCAUUUCUAGCUUCGAGGGGCUAUGAGAAAACAGCCACUGUCUUUCAUACUCAUGUGCCUCAAGGACGAGUUGGAAGCCACAUCUCUGUUUACAGGAGAAAAGCUGAAAUACCUGAAGAGUUUCUAGAACUGAGAGCUAAUGAGAUCAGUUUUGCACAGCGAUAACUAUGCCUAGAAGAUCUCAUACUGCAGAAAGGAGAGAGUAGUGAGUCUGAAACUGGGUAAGUUGAAUGGGAAUUGUUAGGCAGCCACUGGCUGUCUGGAAACACAGAA